Messenger RNA from Paramecium sonneborni, 415 nucleotides. The record is from the annotation of a GenBank genome assembly. NCBI's taxonomy places the organism in Eukaryota, Ciliophora, Oligohymenophorea, Peniculida, Parameciidae.
UAUGUGUAGAAGGGCAUACUAGUUGUACAAGGAGAUCUAACUAAGCUCUAAACUGAUAUUAGAUAGCAUCAAUGAUUGUAUUUGGUGGCUUUUAAGUAAUGCCAUUAUUUCUAGAUCUGAAUUUGAGAAGAAGAAAAAAAAAUUUAAAAGUUCAUCUCCUACAACUGAAUAAAUAAAAAACUCUAUCAAUUUAAUAACUAAUUAAGAUAAAGGUGGAUAAAGAAAAAUUUCUUCUCCAGUUGGAAGAAAGCAAUAAUAAGCAUAGCUAAUAGGCAAAUAGCCAUGUGCAAGAGAUGGUCAUUCAGUAAUAAUUGCUGGAGAAUGUAUGAUUGUAUUUGGAGGAGAUCGUAAUUUAAUGUCAUUUAAUGACUUAUAUAUGUAUUAGUUCAGCAUGGUUAAUAAGCCAACCAAAUGA